GCUGAAGGAACAAACAGUCCGAACCAUGCUUCCUGAGGCGACUCAGCGCCACAACCACCGUUCCAAAUGAGACAGAGGCAAAGCCUGACCAAAAUGACAAAAGAGGGGUGGUCACAGAAAUGUUCUCGAUAGGAUCUGUAGAUGAUGAAGAAGAAGGAGGAUCGAUCAUAGAAGAUGAAACGAAGAUCAUAAUCAUUAGUCAUUCUAUUUGUAAUUUGUGUUAAUUACAUUACAUCGAUUAAUAAUAAAUAUAAUAAGACAGGUUGACUCCAGCAGACUACUCGACGCAAGGUUGGGGGGCGGCGGAAGAGAAAGCGACAAGCGGCAAGAGAGUCGAGAGGUGGUGGUGGUGGUGGUGGUGGUGUCGGGAAACAUGGCGAGUGCGCCGGAAGUGAUCGUCGGCGGGUCGGCACCGAAAACCGUACCGCUGAACUGCAUCAGUCUCUCGGAGCCUGACAUUACCAAAUCCGUUUCCCUUCUCAAGCAGGCAUGCCAAGAUUCUGGAUUUUUUUAUGUGAUUGAUCAUGGAAUUGACCAAGAUCUAAUGGAAGAAGUUUUUAGGCAGAGUCAGAAAUUUUUUGAUCUACCUUUACAUGAGAAAAUGAAAUUGCUCCAAAAUAAGAAACAUCGAGGUUAUACACCUUUUCUGGCCCAGACUUCGGAUCCUGGAAAUCAAACAAGUGGUGAUUAUAAGGAAGGAUACUAUAUUGGUAUUGAAGUACCUGAAGAUGACCUAAAUGCAGAAAAACCAUUUUAUGGGUCAAAUUUGUGGCCAACUACAGAUAUAUUACCUGGAUGGAAGGAGAUUAUGGAGCAGUAUCAUAAGGAGUCACUGAGGGUGGCAAAAGCAGUUGCUAGAAUCAUAGCCCUUGCACUUAACUUAGAUGUUGGUUUCUUUGAUAAGCCAGAAAUGCUUGGCGAGCCUAUUGCAAGUUUGCGGCUCCUACACUACGGAGGUAAAGUAUCAUGUCCUGAAAAAGGAGUAUUUGGAGCCGGAGCACAUUCUGAUUAUGGAUUAAUAACUCUAUUGGCAACUGAUGAUGUGAUGGGUCUACAAAUAUGCAAGGAUAAAGAUGCCAGGCCUCAGGUGUGGGAAUAUGUGGCACCAGUUAGUGGAGGGUUCAUUGUCAAUCUUGGCGACCUGCUAGAACGUUGGAGUAAUGGGAUUUUCAGGUCCACUAUGCACAGAGUACUUUUAGAUGGGAGGGAACGCUAUUCGAUCGCUUAUUUUGCGGAUCCAAGCCAUGAUUGUCUUAUUGAAUGCUUGCCGACUUGCAAAUCUGAGGCAGACCCCCCCAAGUUCCCUCCAGUGACUUGUGCGGCAUACAUGCUCCAAAAAUUGCAAGAUGCCUAUGCAGACGCGAGCAUAUACUCUAAACAUCAGCCUUAGAGUUUGAUCCAAUCUGAGGCAUCCUCAAAUCAGAUUGCAAAAUCUGCAUGCUGCCAAAGUCUAAAGUUGCAAUGCCGUCUUGUCUAGACGAUGCACAAUAAUGGUAUUUGUUCUUUUCACUUCGUCAGUUCUUGACAUGUAUGAUAAUAUUUGUUGUUGUCAUACAAGAAAGUGUGCCAUUUUCCUGUGUUUUACUCAUAAAACUUGCCUCCUCUCUUAACUUUUGGGAAGAUCAA
Molecule: messenger RNA, 1626 nt
Organism: Zingiber officinale
Lineage: Eukaryota; Viridiplantae; Streptophyta; Magnoliopsida; Zingiberales; Zingiberaceae
Product: 2-oxoglutarate-Fe(II) type oxidoreductase hxnY-like
Exons: 12
Coding region: 374-1390 (338 amino acids)
Source: RefSeq, a predicted model, not a curated record